UCUAAACUAAAAUCCCACACACUUUAUCAACUCAAUAAAAAAAAAAACAAUCUUUUUCAAAACUCCUCAAUCAAAAAAAGAUGGAAGAAUCCAUUUGUAUUCAAAAACUCAAUUCUCAAAAUGACCAAAAAAUCAAGAACUGGGAUUUUCUUUCUUCAGAUCUUACUGAAAAAAUCCUCUCAUACCUCCCAAUUCGUUCUAUAAUUGUUGCUUCCUCUGUAUGCAAGAUCUGGAAUUCCAUAAUCACUUCUUCUUCUUUCACUACCAAAAUCUCUGCUACAAAAAAGCAGCCAUGGCUUUUUCUAUGUGGCCAAAACAGCAUUUUUUACAACAAUAACCAACCAUUUGCUUAUGACCCAGAUGCCAAUGAGUGGAUUUCACUUCCCACUUCAACCCUUUUGUCCCAAGAUUUCUUUAUUGGUUCAAAUGGUUUUUUCUUUGCUACAACUUCUGAAAAUUUCAGUUUUAAGCCUAUUUUUAAUGGAAUUUGGGUCCAAACAAGCCCUUCGAGGUUCUCCAGGUGUAAUCCUCUUGUGGGUGUUUACAAUAUAGGGUUAAAUCCAAGAUUCAUUGUUGUUGGUGGGGUUAGAUUUGUUGGUGGAUUAGUUGAUGUUGAGGAUAGAUUGGCUGUUGAGAUUUAUAACCCAAAUCUUGAUUCUUGGGAACUGUGCCCACCUUUACCAGCAGAUUUUAGGUCUGGGAACUCAUCACAGUGGUUAUGUUCAGCUUUGUUAAGAGAUAAAUUCUACUAUGUUUUUGGGAUAUAUUCUUGUUUUAUUACAUGUUUCAAUUUGGAUGAACAUUUGUGGAGUGAGGUACAAACACUUAGACCACCUGGGAUUUUGUUUUCAUUCUUGGUAUCUUGUCAAGAUUGUUUAGUUUUAGGUGGAUUAUGUAAUUCAACAAAUGGACCAAAUUUUGUUCUAUGGAAGGUUGAUGAGAAAACAAUGGAGUUUAGUGAACUUGCUAUAAUGCCUCAUGAAUUGAUGUAUUGUUUGUUUGAUAGUGAUGAAGAUGACAAAUUUGCUAGUUUGAAAUGUGUUGGAUUGGGGAAUCUUGUUUAUGUGUACAAUGAAGAACAUCAUAGGAAUUAUCCUGCUUGUGUUUGUGAAUUUAGUAAUGAUUUUGGGAUGUGUAGUUGGAGGAAGUUGCCUAAUUUGCCACCAAAUGCUAGUAAGUUUAAUAGAGUGAUUAGUUUUUGUUCAAAUGUUUCACUAGACAACAUUCUUGUUGGUGCAAGAAUUUGAAGUUUCACGGGCAUCGAGCAGUGUGGAGGGAUGGAUGAGAUUCUUCAUUAUCUUUAUGAGGUUUGAAUACGAGGAAACUCAUGUGCCACUCUUGAAAUUUCACAAGCAAGCGGUAUGGUGAGAAUAGAUGAGAUUCAUUCUUGAAAGAGAAAUUUAUGGUGGAUCGGGACUCAGGAGUGAUUUCCCUAUAACAAGCCCUACACUACGCUAAUCCUGAUUUUUAGGAUGGUGUUUUCAUUCAUAAUAGUAUAUGUACGUUUAGAAAUAUAAUAGUAUAUGUGAACCUUUUUUCAUGUUGAUGA
Messenger RNA from Solanum stenotomum, 1549 nucleotides. RefSeq names its product F-box/kelch-repeat protein At3g24760. The coding region runs from base 81 to 1247 and encodes 388 amino acids. The record is from RefSeq and is a predicted model, not a curated record. Gene Ontology annotation, molecular function: ubiquitin-protein transferase activity; protein binding. Lineage: Eukaryota; Viridiplantae; Streptophyta; Magnoliopsida; Solanales; Solanaceae. The transcript has a single exon. Gene Ontology annotation, biological process: SCF-dependent proteasomal ubiquitin-dependent protein catabolic process.